AAAGCGGCGGGUCCCUGUCUUAGGAGGAUUACGGCACCAUUGCGGAGGGCUGGUGCUUUCAGAUGCCUGCGAUGAAUGAACGGGGCUAACCUGGCUGGUAUAAAAAGGCGACGUCGCCGGUUCGCGUGGCCACCCCAGGAGAAGGCGGCGAAAGCGUUACUUCCCAGGCGUUUGCAGUUGUCGGUCUCCAGUAGAAGAAAAAGACUCAGAAUGUGGCUCUUAGAGAAAAUCCGGGGCUCAGUGGACAAUAGCGGUUCUCGUGGCAAUGACUCGGCAGAUAAGCAGUCCAAAGGACCCUUGUACAGCAAUGUCCUGACUCCAGAUAAAAUCCCGGAUUUUUUCAUUCCUCCCAAGUUGCCGACGGUGCCUCCUGAGGCCGAGGAAGGGAACACCAAACCCAAUCUGGGCACUUCGGCCUCUGAGCAGAAUUUAUCUGCCCGCAAAACCCCGCGCAGCCCUCGUUUGCCCGUGAAGGCUGUCUCGGAGAGCAAGAAUCUUUUAAAAGCCGCCAGCCGACACAUCAUUCAGAUCGAGAGCGCGGAUGAAUGGAUGUCUGAGGAGGACUACAGUACCAAUGCAGACCCACAGUCCCAGACGGCCAUGUCACUGCCGUAUGUCCCUAAAGCACAGACCUCGUACGGCUUCGCGACGCUGAUGGAGAGUCCUCACACGCGCCGUAAGGAAUCUCUUUUCCACAGCGAGCACACCAGCCUGUGCCCAUCCCAGUCCUCCUCGCCCAGUUCUCAACGGAAGUCCACCUCAGGAGGGAGCAAGACCAAUGGAGAGAGCGCCCACCUGAACCCCUCGGACAUCAGUAUGUCCCUCAUGAAUCCCUACCGCUACUUCAGUGGAGGGGAGAGCGACACCUGUUCCUCUGCAGAGUCCUCUCCCUUCGGUUCCCCACUGCUGUCACGGUCGGUGUCCCUUCUCAAGAUCUUCAGCCAGGAGAGUCAAUCCAAGGUCAUCAAACUCAAACAUUCAGUGGCUCGCAACAGUUCCCUGUCCACUGACGACAGUUCGGCCGACACCAGUCCCAGCUCCCAGCGCCGCAUGCGCUGUGCGACCCCUCCAACCGGGGGAGCCACCGGCGGGGUACAACCCCAGCCCCUCGCCCCCACGGACUCCCAAGAUAGAUUUCACAAGGAACACACGCUCAGUUUUAGCAAAGGAGGCAGCAUCCGCUUGGUGGUCCAGUACAACCCGUCCAACGCCCGGCUGCGGGUGCGCGUCGUGGCCGCUGAAGACCUCUAUGACAAGCACUGUGAGGUCCGGAGCAUCAAUUGUUGCGUGGCUCUCUAUUUAAACCCUGGCAAGCUGCAGAAGCAACGGAGCACGAUCAUCAAGAACAGCCGCAACCCCAUCUUCAACGAAGAUUUCUUUUUCGACGGGCUGGGCCUCAGCAACAUGAGGAAAAUGUCCCUCAAGGUCAAAGUGGUCAACAAAGGCAGCAGUCUCAAACGGGACACUCUGAUGGGCGAGAAGGAACUGCCCCUCACUUCGUUGCUCCCCUUUUUAUAAAGUCUCCCCUCUCCAGUGUCUGUGGGCCUGCCGCUAAUCCCAGUUGGCUUCUUGCCUGGGAAGGGUUGGAGAUCUGCUGACGCAGAUUCCUCCAAGGUCAGUCAGUGUUUCCGUAAAAUGGGUGUUGCAUGUUUGAAGUCCAUGGAGGGGGCUUCCAAGCAUUUUUGCAUGAAACCUCAGUACCUUGCCACAUGACCUUAUUUUCGUAGAAGGUCAGGAUAUUCUUUGUCUCUCGGGUCCAAGGUGUGUCCCUUGGUCACUGCGAUCCGGUCUUCUUUCACGGUUACCGUGUUGGGAGGUAGGGCGGAAGAGGGCCUGGGAAUGUGAAGGGAAGCAGGGAGGUUCCUUUCCUCAGCGUAGGAGCUGGCUGCAUGAAUCAACCAGGUUUCCACCCUGUAUUUGAACCUCUUCCUCACAAAUGCAUGCCGAGAAUCUGAGAAUGUAUCCCUCUUAAGAUGCAUGCUGGUUGCAUUUGAUUCCGUCGCGUCGUUGAGCAAGUGCCAAGGUGAUCUAAAACUUGGCUUCUGCAAAAUGGGAUGUGACCGCUUGCUUCGCCUACCCAGGAAACUUCUUCCCGCUUCCCAAAUUCGGUGCCAAUUCCAAUAUCCGAUUUGGGAGCUACGGUCGACACGUGCUUUCUGAAGGAAAUGGACGAGGAGAAUGAGCUGGGCCGAAAAGAGCCUCUGAAGCCCAGCUGAUGAUCCAGCAGCUGUCCCCAAAAAGGUGGUUUUGCAAGAUUUGGGGGAUUGGACAGAGACCCUGCCUCCCUGCUCUGCUUGACUUCAGGGGAAAUUACAGGAAUUGGAGCGAUGUCCGAUAUGAACUUUCAACCCGGAGGCAAAAUAAAAUAAAAUAAAUGGACUUAUGGAUGUUGCACUUUCUGGACAGUAGAUCAAAAUGAAGGAAAACAUACAGAGAGAUAACAAGGGAAAGAGGAAAAUAUGGAGGGGGGGCGGGCGUGGUUAUUUUUUUAAUAUUUUGAUAAUCCUGGCCUGAGAGACUGUCCUCGAUAAUAAUAAAUAACGAUAAUUUUAAAAGUGGGCUGGGUGAUAGUCACAGAAUUGCCUUAUCCUGCACUGUUCUGCUUUUUUGGAGUCUUCGGAGGCUCCGAUCACUCCCAGCCUUAAGAAUUUGGAGUCUGCACUUCAGAUGGCUUGAACCCAUCUCAAGAUAAAACUCUGAUGGGUCCUGAUUGAGACACCUAACCCUCCAUUCAAACAAGAGUGGGCAAGAAUCAGUGUUAGUCUCUACCAAAGUGUUUUUCAAACUUGACAGCUUGAAGAUGCUUCGAUUCCCAGAAUUCCCCAGCCAGCAUUCUUUAAAAAUGGCUGGACUUCAGCUCCCAGAAUUCCCCA
This is a messenger RNA of Ahaetulla prasina, 2873 nucleotides long. RefSeq names its product C2 calcium dependent domain containing 4C (gene C2CD4C). Bases 76 to 1518 code for a protein of 480 amino acids. The transcript is spliced from 2 exons. The record is from RefSeq and is a predicted model, not a curated record. NCBI's taxonomy places the organism in Eukaryota, Metazoa, Chordata, Lepidosauria, Squamata, Colubridae.